This is a messenger RNA of Prunus dulcis (almond), 1698 nucleotides long. RefSeq names its product oligouridylate-binding protein 1B. The record is from RefSeq and is a predicted model, not a curated record. Bases 176 to 1450 code for a protein of 424 amino acids. Gene Ontology annotation, molecular function: mRNA binding. The transcript is spliced from 12 exons. Gene Ontology annotation, cellular component: cytosol. Lineage: Eukaryota; Viridiplantae; Streptophyta; Magnoliopsida; Rosales; Rosaceae.
CUCUCUCUCUCUCUCUCUCUCUCUCUCUCUCUCUCUUUGUUUCGCUCUCUACCCUCUACCCUUCUCUUUCUUUCGCUCUCUACCCUUCUCUUUCAUUUCGAUUGAGGCCCUUGCUCGAACCCUAACCUCAAAUUUCUCGGCCAGACACCGACUUUCUCGGAAAAUCACCGAGGAAAUGCAGCACCAGAGGCUGAAGCAGCAGCAGCAACAAGCUCUGAUGCAACAGGCUCUUCUUCAGCAGCAUUCUCUUUACCACCCUGGCCUAUUAGCUCCCCCUCAGAUAGAGCCAAUCCCAAGUGGAAAUCUGCCUCCUGGUUUUGAUCCAAGUACUUGCCGCAGUGUGUAUGUGGGGAACAUACAUACCCAGGUGACUGAACCACUUCUUCAAGAGGUUUUUGCAAGUACCGGUGCUGUUGAAAGCUGCAAACUUAUAAGAAAGGAAAAGUCAUCGUAUGGGUUCAUUCACUAUUUUGAUCGCAGAUCAGCUGCCCUUGCAAUAUUGUCUCUCAAUGGCAGACAUCUGUUUGGGCAGCCUAUCAAAGUAAAUUGGGCAUAUGCUAGUGGUCAAAGGGAGGAUACAUCAGGUCAUUUCAACAUUUUUGUUGGUGAUCUAAGCCCUGAGGUUACUGAUGCUACGUUAUUUGCAUGCUUUUCUGUUUAUCCCAGUUGUUCAGAUGCAAGGGUUAUGUGGGAUCAGAAGACAGGGCGUUCAAGAGGCUUUGGGUUUGUCUCAUUCCGAAACCAACAGGAUGCUCAAAGUGCGAUAAAUGACUUAACUGGUAAGUGGCUUGGAAGUAGACAGAUACGUUGCAACUGGGCAACAAAAGGUGCUGGUUCCAAUGAGGAUAAGCAGAGUUCAGAUGCUAAAAGUGUUGUGGAACUUACAAAUGGCUCAUCAGAAGAUGGGAAGGAGACAACAAACAGUGAGGCUCCGGAGAACAACCCUCAAUAUACUACUGUUUAUGUGGGCAAUCUUGCUCCAGAGGUCACUCAGCUUGAUCUUCAUCGGCAUUUUCAUACUCUUGGUGUUGGGGUGAUCGAGGAGGUUCGGCUCCAGCGUGACAAGGGCUUUGGUUUUGUGAGAUUCAGUACCCAUGCUGAGGCAGCUCUGGCUAUUCAAAUGGGAAAUACUCAGUCAAUUUUGUGUGGUAGACAAAUAAAGUGCUCUUGGGGUAGCAAGCCUACUCCACCAGGGACAAUUUCAAACCCACUCCCUCCACCAGCAGCAGCAGCACCUUUACCAGGCCUCUCUGCAACAGACCUCUUGGCCUAUGAACGGCAACUUGCAAUGAGCAAGAUGGGUGGUGUCCAUGCUCUCAUGCACCCCCAGGGGCAGCAUCCCCUUAAGCAGGCAGCAAUGGGAAUGGGCACUGCUGGAGCAAGCCAAGCUAUAUACGACGGCGGAUUCCAGAAUGUUGCUGCUGCCCAGCAGCUCAUGUACUACCAGUAAUAAUACAUAAGAGUUCUGUUAAAUGUUACAACCUACAUAUAUAUAUAUAUAUUUCCUGCCACUAUGCAGGUGUUAUCUGAGUUAUAAACCCCUUAGGAAGCGUUUUAUUAUUUCCGCCCUUUGAGCGGUGAGCUUGUUACCCUGCCUUAUGUGCUUGCUGUCUCUGGAUAUGUAUCAUGUAUGAUCUCUGUUUUCUAAUGCGUUAUGACGAGUGGUUAUUAUUAUUAGAGGGAGUAGGCUUUUUCAAA